GCCGCCACCCGUUCCCCAAAACAGCCUCCGAAAGCGCAAUACGAACACGUGUCCCCCACCCACGCUGGCCGAGGGUGGAUUCGACUGUGGCGAAAUUCUACUUCCGGAAACUGAAUCGGAGCAUCGCGCAAAUCAAGCAGAUACGCCAACGAGCCUGUUUCCUCAGCACAGACAAGUGAUGAGUGCAGGAGACUCCAACCCCGCCGCCACACCCACCCCGUGCGAGGACGCCCAAGGAGAUGGACGCUGGAUGUCGUUGCACAACCGCUUCGUGUCUGAUAGUAAAGACAAAGAGCCUGAUGUCCUAUUUGUUGGGGAUUCCCUUGUCCAGCUCAUGCAUCAGUUUGGUGUGUGGCGGGAGCUGUUUUCCCCUCUUCACGCCCUCAACUUUGGGAUUGGUGGUGACGCAACACAACAUGUACUAUGGAGACUGAGUAAUGGGGAGCUAGAUAACAUCAGCCCGAAGGUUGUAGUGCUGUGGGUAGGCACUAAUAAUCAUGGUCACACUGCAGAACAGAUCUGUGAAGGAAUCCUGGCCAUUGUCCAAGUCAUCAAGAACAAGCUGCCCCAUGCCAACACCCUUGUUCUGGGACUGCUGCCCAGGGGGAAGCUGCCCAACCGCCUGCGGGAGCGGAAUGCCCAGGUCAACCAGCUGGUUGAGGAGGCAUUGUCGUCUCUUCCCCAUGCCUCUUUCCUCAACGUGGAUUCGGGCUUUGUCCACUCUGACGGUAGCAUCUCCCACCAAGACAUGUACGAUUACCUCCACCUGACUCCUCAGGCCUACCAGGAUGUGUGCCAACCCAUACAUGCCCAUCUUAAGUCUCUGCUAGAGAAGCCAGCUGGGAACUGAGGGACAGCCAACCACCCACAGACUGAGCGGCUCACAGACUAACACUAUUGCAGUGGUCUCUGUCCCUGUUUCUGGAGAGCCUUACACUGUUAAUACAUUAUCAAGACCUUAAAUGAUGGCUAAAAUCAGCUGGUAAGAAUUUUUUAAGAAAUGUUUGUGCAAGUCCUCUCCAUGGCCAGGGUUUAUGACCACUGCAGCUAUUAAUGGGACCAUAACAUCUUUUGUGUUUAUGCUGCAACUGCAAGUUAAAUGUGCUGCACUGUAUGCCAGAGUACAUAGGUCUGGUUAAAGAAACUGGUCACAAUUUACAAUAAGGGUACAUUAAUAAACAUUAGUUAAUGCAGUAAUAAGCAUUAACGACAGUUAAUUAACAGUUAACUAAUGUGUCUAGUAAUUUACUAUUGGUGUUCAUUUACCGAUAGUACCUGUAAACACUUAAUAAAUCAUAAUAAGAGACAUUUGUUAACAGUUACUUAACACUUAUUAUUGUAUUGAUUAACUGUUGGAAUGCUUCUUACUUCAUUAGCUAAUGUUCAUUAAUCCCUUAUUGUAAAGUGUUACCAAGAAACUAUGACAACUGCCCUCACUUAUAUAUAAGUAGGGAAAUUGAUAUAUCCAACUGUUCGCUUUCCUAUUCUCAAUACAUUUAUUUGACAUCUUUUAUUUGCCCUGAUCUGGCCUCAUUUUGUGGAUGUGCACUCAAAUGACCAAAAAGUUUGAUAUUGUUUGCCCUAAAACAGUUGACGAGACGACAAAAUGCACCUUUCUUCUGUACUUCCAAAUUGUUACAUUGCAUUAUGUUAUUUUGUCACUGUCCUCCUAUCUCGUAUUUUCUAUUACAGUUUGUGACUCAUGUUUAGGUUAGGGAUCUUGAUUUGAAUUCUUUUGUUUCACUGCCGCGGUAAUAAAUGUAUUGGAGUAGACUUGUUAAGCUGUUGUAUGUGUAUGGGUGCAUAUAUAUGUAUGUAUAUAUAUAUAUAUGCUUGUGCUUAAGUCUAUAAGACCUAAUGGCCUAUUAGGCACCUUUAAAAGGCUUCACUUCAUUGUAAAACUGCUUGUAAAUCUCUUGGGAUGAGGAUUAUGUCGCUGAACUUUUAAUUUUGCUUCAGGGACGGCUGAUUCUGUCAUGUCAUAAUGCAUUAAACAUGGAAGCAAGAUGA
This is a messenger RNA of Lampris incognitus (smalleye Pacific opah), 2010 nucleotides long. It is a transcript of the gene pafah1b3, whose product is annotated as platelet-activating factor acetylhydrolase, isoform Ib, gamma subunit. The transcript has 6 exons. NCBI's taxonomy places the organism in Eukaryota, Metazoa, Chordata, Actinopteri, Lampriformes, Lampridae. The record is from RefSeq and is a predicted model, not a curated record. Bases 179 to 850 code for a protein of 223 amino acids.